CACAGGUUUUCCAAUAGGAUUCUCUCACCAUCAUGUCUUGGCUUGUUGAUCUUGCUGGGAAGGCAGAGGAUCUUUUAAACCGAGUUGAUCAGGGGGCUGCAACAGCUCUUAGUAGAAAAGAGAACACCAGCAACACCAUAUAUAGCAAAAAUACUGACUAUUCUGAACUUCACCAGCAAAAUACAGAGCUGAUUUACCAGACUGGACCUAAACCUGCUUAUAUUUCUUUGGCAGCUGAUAACAUUCAAAAUAAAAAAGCCACCAUCUUAGCUGGCACUGCCAACGUGAAAGCAGGAUCUCGGACACCUGUGGAGGCCCCCCACCCUGCUGAAAUUGCCUCUGCUCCUAGGCCUUCAUCCCAGUUUGUGCGAAGAAAAAAGUCGGAGCCUGAUGAUGAACUGCUGUUUGAUUUUCUUAACAGUUCACAGAAGGAGCCCACCGGGAGGGUGGAUAUCAAAAAAGAAAAGGGCAAGACUCCUGUCUUUCAGAGUUCCCAGACAUCAAAUGUCAGUUCUGUGAACAACAGUGUAACCACCCUCAAAACUGCUGAAGACAAUUCUUUUGGGAACCCAACCCGUGAAGCUGCCAAUAAUUCAGAUUCUGGGACUGAAGUCCAAGAGGAUUCUUCAAAGGCAAAUGCAUCAUCAAAUGCUGCCUGCAGUGAUUACGACCCAGCCCCUCAUGAUGAUAGUAGAUCCCAUGAACUGUCUAAUCUCCGACUGGAGAAUCAGCUGCUGAGGAAUGAAGUUCAGUCUCUAAAUCAGGAGAUGGCCUCAUUGCUGCAAAGGUCCAAAGACACUCAAGAAGAAUUAAACAAAGCAAGAGCAAGAAUUGAAAAGUGGAAUGUUGACCAUUCCAAGAGUGAUCGAAUGACUCGAGAACUCCGAGCCCAGGUGGACGACCUGACUGAAGCUGUGGCUGCAAAGGACUCCCAGCUGGCUGUGCUGAAGGUCAGACUCCAGGAAGCCGACCAGCUGCUGAGCACUCGCACAGAAGCGCUAGAGGCCUUGCAGAGUGAGAAAUCUCGAAUAAUACAGGAUCACAGUGAAGGUAGCAGCCUGCAGAACCAAGCUCUGCAAACUCUUCAGGAGAGACUGCAGGAAGCGGAUGCCACCCUGAAGCGAGAGCAGGAGAGCUACAGGCAGAUGCAGAGUGAGUUUGCUGCACGCCUUAAUAGGGUGGAAGUGGAAUGCCAGAAUUUGGCAGAGGCACUUACUCUGGCAGAAAGGAAAUACACAGAUGAGAAGAAGAAGGUUGAUGAACUGCAGCAGCAAGUCAAGCUGUACAAGUCAAACCUGGAGUCCUCCAAGCAGGAGUUAACUGACUACAAGCAGAAGGCUACUAGAAUCCUCCAGUCGAAAGAGAAAUUGAUUAACAGCUUAAAGGAGGGCUCCGGGUUUGAGGGCCUGGACAGCGGUGCUGUUAGCAGCGUGGAGCUGGAGGAACUGCGGCACGAGAAGGAGCUACAGAGGGAGGAGAUGCAGAAACUGAUGGCUCAGGUGCAGCAGCUCAGAUCUGAAUUACAGGAAAUGGAGGCCCAGCAGGUUAAUGAAGCAGAGUCGGCAAGAGAGCAGUUACAGGACCUGCAUGACCAAAUAGCUGGGCAGAAAGCGUCUAAGCAAGAGCUGGAGACAGAACUGGAGCGACUGAGGCAGGAAUUCCACUAUAUAGAAGAAGAUUUGUAUCGAACCAAAAACACAUUGCAAAGCAGAAUUAAAGAUAGAGAAGAAGAAAUUCAAAAACUCAGGAAUCAGCUUACCAAUAAGACUUUAAGCAAUAGCAGUCAGUCUGAGUUGGAAAGCCGGCUCCAUCAGCUGACAGAGACUCUCAUCCAGAAGCAGACCAUGCUGGAGAGCCUCAGCACUGAGAAGAACUCUCUGGUCUUUCAGCUGGAGCGCCUAGAACAGCAGGUGAACUCCGUCUCUGGAAGCAGCAGUAAUGGGUCCUCUAUUAACAUGCCUGGGAUCGACAAUGGUGAAGGUGCACGUUUGCGAAAUGUUCCUGUUCUUUUUAAUGACACAGAAGCUAAUCUGGCAGGGAUGUAUGGGAAGGUUCGCAAAGCUGCCAGUUCAAUUGACCAGUUUAGUAUCCGUCUAGGAAUUUUCCUCCGAAGAUACCCCAUAGCACGCGUUUUUGUAAUUAUAUAUAUGGCUUUGCUUCACCUCUGGGUUAUGAUUGUUCUGUUGACGUACACACCAGAGAUGCACCAUGACCAACCAAUAUAGCAAAUGAACUGCAUCCAGGUGUUGCGAUGAUGGUUAUCUCUUUCUAGACUUGGGGUCUGCAGAUAGGCCCAUUGCCUAAAAUUACUGAGAAGGGUGCACAAGAUUACUUUAUCACUACAGGCUUUUAACUUUAAGUUAUUAUACAAGUAUUCUGCUACUUAAAUCUUCCUCUUAUUUUCUUUGAAUGGUAAGAUGUUCUAAAAUAGUAAUUUAACACUCUCAGCUCUGCUUUUUUACUUCAGUGGUCCUAACAUGUAUGUAUAGAUAGAUGUGGGGUCGUUCACCUCUGUACAGACCAUCCUGUAUUUUAAGUGACACUGAUUAUGGGUUUUAAUCAGGGAAGCUAAUUGUAUUUAGUGAUAAAAAUAAAAAGUUUUCCUUUUUGAUAAUUCAGUCUGCUUUUGUAUUUUCAUAUAUUUAACUUUGCAGAUAGAGAUUUACUUUUUACAUGUUAAAGGCCUUAUUGGUGUAAAUCUUUUUAUUUAUAAAUACAUAAAUAAAA
Messenger RNA from Carlito syrichta (Philippine tarsier), 2727 nucleotides. It is a transcript of the gene GOLGA5, whose product is annotated as golgin A5. The transcript is spliced from 12 exons. NCBI's taxonomy places the organism in Eukaryota, Metazoa, Chordata, Mammalia, Primates, Tarsiidae. Bases 33 to 2225 code for a protein of 730 amino acids. The record is from RefSeq and is a predicted model, not a curated record. Gene Ontology annotation, biological process: Golgi organization; retrograde transport, vesicle recycling within Golgi. Gene Ontology annotation, cellular component: Golgi cisterna; Golgi membrane.